GUCAGAAAACUCUUCUUACAUACGUGGAAUAACGUACAAAUUUUUACAUACGUGGAAUAACGUGCAAAUUCUUACAUACGUGGAAUAACGUAUCUGUAACGCGCACCCAUUCGUGUUCGGUCUUAACAUUAUUAUACACAUAUGUAUAUAAUAAUUGAAACGAAAGAGAAAUUCUACUUUUUGCAAUAUUUCCUGUAAGGUCAAUACAUUAAGAAAAUGUGUGGAAUUUGGGCUCUCUUUGGUUUAGAUGUGCCAUCUUUAACUCAUAUUUGCAAAAACUUUGAGCAGAUAACACAUCGUGGUCCAGAAGCAUUCAAACUUGAAUUUGACCAUGCAGUUAAAAAUGGUUACCUUGGGUUUCAUAGAUUAGCAAUUGUUGACAAUCUUCAAGGAAUGCAACCAAUGAGGCUUUAUCAAUACCCACAUUUAUUUCUAUUAUGUAAUGGUGAAAUUUAUAAUUACCAGAAACUUGGUACAGAACAUGGAUUUACAUAUACCACUCACUGCGACAUAGAGGUGAUAAUACAUUUAUAUGUACAUUUUGGUAGUGAAAAUGUGGCAAGAAUGCUCGAUGGUGUUUUUGCAUUUUGUUUAAUGGACAUUAAAAAUAGAAGAAUUCUUAUUGGUAGAGAUCCCUAUGGUGUUAGACCUCUUUUCCAAUUACAGUCUGAUGAUGGACAACUUGGAAUUUGUUCAGAAAGCAAAGGACUUAUGGAUAUAACUAAACAAAUGACAUCAAAGUGGGCACUGAAACCAUUUCAACCAGGAAGUUAUGAAGAAUAUGAAAUUUUGAAUGAUGGUAGAACGAAAUUAUUAACAAAAGUAAAUUAUUAUCAACCUGGAGAUAAGGCUCAUUUUUCAGCAUUUGUUCCUUAUAAUAAUUUGAGUAGCACAGAUGUGCAUGGAAAUAUAAGAAAGUUACUUUCAGCUGCUGUGAAGAAAAGAUUAAUGACUGACAGAGAAGUUGGUUGUUUAUUAUCAGGUGGUUUAGAUUCCAGUUUAAUUGCUGCUUUGCUUGUAAAACAUGCAAAGGAGGCAAAUUUACCAUACAAAAUAAAAAGUUUUGCAAUUGGUAUGGGAGACAGUCCAGAUAUUAUUGCAGCUAGACAGGUCGCAGAACAUAUAGGAACAGAACAUCAUGAAGUAAUAUUUUCCGAAAAGGAUGUAGUUGAUAUUUUGGAUAAACUCAUUUAUCAAUUAGAAACCUGUGAUAUUACUACAAUUCGAGCUUCUAUUGGUAUGUAUCUUAUUUCAAGAUACAUAAAAAAUAACACAAAAACGACUGUAAUAUUUAGUGGAGAAGGUGCAGAUGAAUUGGCACAAGGAUAUAUUUAUUUCAGAGAUGCACCAAAUGCAAGAGAGGCUCACAAUGAGUCUGUACGAUUAUUAAAAGAUAUCUAUCUAUAUGAUAGCUUAAGAGCAGAUAGAACAACUAGUGCAUUUAGUUUGGAGUUACGAGUGCCAUUCUUAGAUAUCCAAUUCACAAAUUAUUACCUAUCAUUAGAUGCUGCUUCUAGACAACCUCAAAGAGGAACUGAAAAAUAUUUAUUAAGAUCCGCAUUUGAUAAUACAAAUCUGUUACCAUCAAAUAUAUUAUGGAGACAUAAAGAAGCUUUCAGUGAUGGAGUAACAUCGAUUAAGAAAUCAUUAUUCCAUAUCAUACACGAUAUUGUGGAUGCUCAUGUAUCAAAUGAAGAACUAGAAAAAGCUUAUUUAAAAUUUCCUCAUUGUCCUCCAAAAACUAAAGAAGCUCUUUAUUACAGAAAAGUUUUUGAAAAACACUAUGAAGGACAAGUUGAAAAUUUUGUGCCAUACUUUUGGAUGCCACGAUGGACGAAAGGAAUUUCUGAUCCAUCUGCAAGAUUUAUUACACAUUAUAAAGCAGAUGUAAAAAAUAAUCACAAUGAAAAUGAAGCCGCAAUUAAAACUGCAAAAGAUAAUUCAUCAAUCUGAAUAUGCACAGAUUUUUAACUAUUGUAUAAAUUAAAUAAAAAGCAGUUUCUAUGUUUUUGUGAUGCAAUAAUAUAAAUGAAUAAUUCAUUGGGAUAAUAAAAUGUUUAUAUAAAUAAA
Messenger RNA from Frieseomelitta varia, 2070 nucleotides. It is a transcript of the gene AsnS, whose product is annotated as asparagine synthetase [glutamine-hydrolyzing]. Lineage: Eukaryota; Metazoa; Arthropoda; Insecta; Hymenoptera; Apidae. Gene Ontology annotation, molecular function: asparagine synthase (glutamine-hydrolyzing) activity. The transcript is spliced from 10 exons. Gene Ontology annotation, cellular component: cytosol. The record is from RefSeq and is a predicted model, not a curated record. Bases 217 to 1953 code for a protein of 578 amino acids.